AUGGCUACGCAUACAACCACGCUCAGCCAGGGAGCUGGUGCUGCUGCUCGACCUACCGACACCCACGAAACCCAAGGCGUCUCGUCCCGCCGCUUGAAGAAGCGGGAGAUCGACCGACGAUGCCAGCGUCAAGCUCGCGAACGCACAAAGUCCCGUAUUGCCUACCUCGAAGGUCUCGUGGAGGAAUUCCGACGCCAGGACUCUAGCGGUCAAGUUGCCACCCUGUUGAAGCAACUGAAAGAGGUGGAAUUAGAAAGAGAUCUCAUGGCGAAGACCCUGAAGGACAUACAGAAGGCCAUGGACACGCAUAAGCUACCCAAGUCGCUCGGCGAAGAGGUGGAAGACAAGAGCACAGUAUUCAUGGCGACAAUGGCCCAGGAAGAGACCAGUGGCGAGCGAGAUGCCAGUCUGACGCCUGUCCGAGACGGCCCUCGCCUCCCCUUCCAACGCGAACACACCGACAUGCAGUCAGGAGCCAGUCCGACGCAGAAUUUCGACCUCGCUACUUUCUCGCCCACACCGAGCUUGCCGCUGCAAUCCCAAGAUCUCCUUUUUGCACCAGAAGUGGUGCCCUUGCAGUCUGACGAGAGCCAUUCUCCCACCCAGGUUAUGGUGCAAGCCAAGGGAGAGAAAGAGCCGAACCCGAUGCCAUGCAACUGGAGCGACAACUGGGCUGCCCCCCGACGAUCCUGCUCAUGCCACAGUUGCAACGAUCGUCAGCCCGGCCGUCGUUCGGUUUGGCGGGGAAACUACUGGCGUUACGCGAACGAGGUGUUAAGCGAACGCUUCGAUUGGAACGAGGAAGUGGCUCCAGAAUCUGACGAUCUGUGCGACGACGUCCCAAUCCGUGCUAUAAUUGAGGGAUGGGAUGCCGUUGCGAAGCGAGCUCCCCUGCAUCCUUCCUGGAAAAUCCUGCGCCGGAUCGACCAGACGCUGUUCGCCAAGUGUCCCAACACCGAGCGUCUCGCCAUCAUGCGAGCCAUGCAUACCCUGCUGCAAUUCCAUACCGCCUCAACCUCUGAUCGUUACGCACGACUCCCGCCAUGGUACAUGCGUCGCCCGUCUCAGAAGAUCGCGCACUCGUACGCCAUCGACUACUUUGCAUGGCCUGGUGUUCGGGAACGUUUCAUCUUCAACGAACACGACUAUUGCGGCAACGACUUUUGGCAUUUGUUCUGCAAAUCCUUCCGCAUUCUCUGGCCAUACGAAUUUCGGGACUGCUACACGCGAGAAAUCGAGACUGGACUCUACAAGUUCUCCCCGACGUUUGACCAGCGACUGAAGGACAUCAAGUGUUGGACCAUGGGGCCAGACAUCUUUCAGAGGUUCCCCGAGUUGUAUAGUGAUAUGCCAGCGUUCAAUCACAUCCCCAAGUCUCCAUGUUCAUCUCCCAGCGGCAUGAUGCACACGCGGAUGCAGGCCCAGGCACAGAAUGCUAGGUUACCGCUACCAGCUUCGUCGCCAAAGGCAAAACAGACGCGGACACAGACGGGCUACGUUAUUGAGGAGGAAGAGGAAGAUGUCAAACCGCCCGCAGUAGGCAGCCAAUUUAUUCCCGUUGAGAGCCUGCAUGCGCACGUCGUUCAGCCACCUCAGCAACAUCAUCAAGAACAGCAUCACCAGCUACCUCACCAACAUAUGUCGUCGCUCAAUCCACAUACGUAUAACCCGGCCGACUUCAACCCGAUAAUGGCGCUCGACGCUUUCGCCUAUGGUGCGAUCAGUGAAGCAGACUUUGCAUCUGCAUACCAUUCUGAACCUAUGGAGGGUUACCCGAACCUGAUUUUUUGA
Messenger RNA from Fonsecaea monophora, 1791 nucleotides. RefSeq lists its product as hypothetical. Bases 1 to 1791 code for a protein of 596 amino acids. The record is from RefSeq and is a predicted model, not a curated record. The transcript has a single exon. Lineage: Eukaryota; Fungi; Ascomycota; Eurotiomycetes; Chaetothyriales; Herpotrichiellaceae.